This is a messenger RNA of Polychytrium aggregatum, 5511 nucleotides long. RefSeq lists its product as uncharacterized. Gene Ontology annotation, molecular function: guanyl-nucleotide exchange factor activity. Gene Ontology annotation, biological process: regulation of ARF protein signal transduction. The transcript has 20 exons. Lineage: Eukaryota; Fungi; Chytridiomycota; Chytridiomycetes; Polychytriales. The record is from RefSeq and is a predicted model, not a curated record. Bases 19 to 5379 code for a protein of 1786 amino acids.
GCAGAAUCAUCUUCCGGCAUGUCUGCGCCCGAACCCCUGCCGCUCGGCCCUGCCCGAACGCCGUCGGUCCUCGCCCGGAUGGUGCCCUCUGCGCGGGCAAGCCGCCCCGAGCUCACCUGGAUCCAAAUCAUCCACAUGGAGAUCACCGCCGUCACCACCGCGAUGCGCAAGAAUGCUCGCUGGUCGCUCUCAAGCUACGAUUCAUUUGCCAUCCCCAAGCUCCACAGCGACUACGAUUACUGCGCCGACAGCGCUGUCCACGGAGUCGACGGCUUGGAGUCGGUCCUCGAAUUCACCUCUGCGGUCCGCAAUGACCAUGUCGAGCUCGACAGCCGUCUGUCCACACUGGCCGACAAUCCAACCCUGAACCUGCUCCAUGGCUUCGCCAAGCUCAAGGCUCGUCUGACCCUGAUCCACGAUUUGCGAGACCUGGAUCCCUCGGACCUUCUUGCUCCAUUCCUGGAUAUCAUCCGAAGCGGAAACACCACCGGCCCCAUCACCGGGACGGCGCUCAACAGCAUCGAGGCUUUCAUCAAGUAUCGCGUUCUUGAUCCCCACCACCCUUCGCUGCCUGCCGCCAUGGCUCUCCUGACCCAUUCGGUGACCCAAUGCAAGUUCCAGGCGACAGACGCUGUCUCGGACGAAGUGGUCCUUUCACGAAUCUUGAGACUGCUUCGGGUGAUUGUCGGAUCCGAUGCCGGGCAGAAAAGUCUCAGCGACAAGGGCAUCUGUGAAAUGGUCGAGAUUUCGUUUGGCAUGUGCUUCCAGGUUCGAUCGAGCGAACUUCUCCGCCGAGCUGCGGACAAAACCCUGAGCAAACUUGUACAAGCCCUGUUCGAGAGGCUCACGACCAUUAUGAAAGCCAAGGACCACGACAAGCGUAUGCGCGACCUGUCGCUCGGAAAGUACAAAAAAGAAAAGCCCGAGGGCCUGUCGAUUUCCGCGCCGCUCACCCCCUUGCCCAGCAACCGGGCCCCGGCGCUGCCUCUUAUUGCAUCACCGACCGUCUCGUUUCCAUCUGAUUAUCACGUCUUGAACUCGGCUGGUGUCGAAGAGCCGUCGUCGGAUCUGGAGCGCCAAAAGUCUAUCCGUUCGACGCUGUCCGAUGGCGGCGCCACCUCUGCGGGCGACUACGGCGGCUACGAGAAAGAAUUCCAGCCCUUUGGCCUCCCUUCAAUCCUGGAGCUCGUGCGUGUGCUCGUCACUCUCAUUGAUCCACGCAAUCGUAACCACACCGAUAGCAUGCACCGUAUGGUGGCGCUGAACUUGCUGGCCACCGCAGUUGAAGUCGGUGGCCAGUCCCUCGGGAAGUGGAUUGGGCAAGGCACCCAAUACACCAAAGAGCGCAAGCUGCGCGAAGCAUCGCAAGCUGCGGCUGGACACCACAGUCAUCACCACCACGGUCACCACGGCCAUCAUCACAGGACACCAAGCAGCUCUGGCGGGCUUCCACUUCUCGGUGACAUCAAAAUUACCACGCAGGAGCCCGUGAGCUCGGUCGUCAGCGUGGGUGUGAGCGAGGAACAGCCCGGGACCACCAAGGCCACGAUCAUCCUCAACAGCGAGGAAGACACCACCCAAGUCGUGGAUGUCGCCAGCCCACCCGCGCAGGGACUUCAGGAACCCGUGGCCCCGCUCUCGGCCAUCGAGUCAGAGAAUCCAGAGCCCAAUCUGCUUCCGCCCAUCGAUACUACCGCAGACGAAGAUGCUUCAGACGAGGACAAAAUGGCCCUUGCCGUCAAGGACCUGGUCCUCAAUGAUUUGUGCAAGCAUCUGUUCCAGUUGCUCCAAAAUCCAAACGUUACGGUCCAGUCGCCGCCCUCGGCCACGACGCUGUCAAUUCUCAACGUCACCCUCCGGGUCAUUGUUGCGCUGUUCCAAACGGAGCGAGAGCACUUCAAGGUUCAACAGGAGUGGUUGCUCCAGUGGCUGAUGAGCAAGGUCGACAACGGCCUCGUUGGCUGGAUGAACAUUGACGAUCUCAAGGACGAUGCGUCCCAGGUUGCCACGGGCUCUCGAAGCUCGGUUGCUGAUCGCUCGCCGUCGGUGUUGGGGCUCCAAAAGACCGGAAUCCUUGUUGGAGAAGUCCGCGAGCUUGUGCUCGACACCAUCCUGCAGUUGUCGUACUACCCGCACUUCAUGACAGAGCUCUACAUCAACUAUGAUGCCGAUCUCCUGUCGGCAAGGCAUCUCUUUGAGGAGCUCAUGUGGUUUCUUGCUCGGAACUCCUUCCCGGACAUGACUCCCAACGGCCCCAUCACAGCAGUGACACAUCAAAUCAUAUGCUUCGAUACGCUGCUCAUGUUUAUCAAGCAUCUCGUCGACAGAAGAAAUGUCAUCGAUGUUAGCUCCCAUCCAGAGGGUCUGUCUCCCGAACAUAUAGCUCAUAACAAGACGCGCAAGCGUGUCUUGAAGGAGGGAGCCGAUCGCUUCAACAUCAAACCCAAGGAUGGCAUCGCCUUUUGGCAGGAGAACCACUACCUGCCUGCUGAUCUCACGCCCCAAAGCGUGGCAGCCCUGCUCAAGACGACCCCUGGCAUCGAUAAGCGGCUGCUGGGCGACUACAUCUCGCGACCCGAUAACCUCGGUGUCCUCAAGAGCUUUAUCGAGAUGUUUGACUUUAACGGAAAACGCCUGGAUGAGGCUCUGCGGCUUCUGCUGGAGAGUUUCCGACUUCCUGGCGAGUCUCAACAGAUUGCCCGCAUCAUGGAGACCUUUGCCGAGAUCUAUUUCCAGACUAUACAAGGAAAUCCCGAAAGGGACAUCGAGACCCAGGACGCCACAUAUAUCCUGUCGUACUCGGUCAUUAUGCUCAACACCGACCAGCACAAUCCUCAAGUCCGACGACGAAUGACGUACGAUGACUUUUGCAAGAACCUUCGCGGCGUGAACAACGGCAAGGACUUCUCAAAGGAAUAUUUGCUCGACAUCUAUCAAACCAUCCGAGAUUACGAAAUCGUUAUGCCCGAGGAGCACGAGGGCGAUCUUGGCUUCAAUUACGCUUGGCAGGGCCUGCUCAAGUCGUCCGAAACUACCACGCCUUUCAUCUUUAACCGCUCGACCGCCUAUGAUAAGGACCUAUUCCUGCUUUCUUGGCGCGCGAUUCUGGAGGCUAUCAGCUAUGUGUUUGAGAAUGCAGAGGACGAUCUUACGAUCCAGAAAGGAAUCGUCGGGUUUUACAACUGCGCUCUGCUUGCAACGCACUUCAAUCAAUCCGAUGUAUUUGACACGAUCGUGGACACACUUGCCCGUGUCUCGGGGCUGUUGGAGUCCAACGGCAAAUUCUCGGGGACCGACCUCGCAUGGGGCGACGACCGUGGCUCCUCCGGAAAGAAGGUCGAUCCGUGGGCCAUCGAAUUCGGCAGGAACACCAAGGGCCAGAUUGCAACGGUGCUGCUGUUUUCGUUGGUGUCCGAGCACGGCGAUGUGGUCGUCACUGGCUGGAAAAACAUCAUGGCAUGCCUCAAGAGUCUCUUUGUGCACAACCUGAUUCCGGCGAACUUGGUCGAGGUCGACGACUUCCUACGUGGUCGGGUCAAGAUUCCGCUGCUGCAGCCGCCUCCAGUCGAAAGGCCCGUCGUUGAGGCUCGCAGGGAUACUGCCGGCAUAUUUUCGACUCUCCAGCAGCUCCUGUUGCUGGCUGGCCCCACUAUCGAUGAGCGCGUCGACGAGUCCCCACAAGAGUCCGAUCUCAAUGCCGAGCGGCGGGCGACAGAGUGCAUCGCUGCAUCCAACAUCGAGCGUCUCUUUAGCGAGAGCCGAUUCCUGGAGACACAGACGCUGCAGCUGAUGAUGCGCGCCAUCAUCGAGUCCUCCUUCGUCGAGGAGUCGGGAUCCGCAUCGCGAUCGAAUCUUUCAGAGCAGGCGGCGAUCACACAUGAUCCUAGUGGAAACUCGUCAGCACCCGAACCGCACGAACUGAACCCGUCGGCUAUCUUUUUGUUCGAGCUGCUGGUCCAGGUCACGAUCUUCAACCGCGAUCGCCUGCAGGUUGUGUGGCCACUUGCCUUUGAGCACAUCAAGACACUCCUCGGCUACAAAGCGGGCUUCCGCACCGAUGCUCUGCAGUGCCACAGCGCCUCGGCUCUGCUGCGUCUGAUAAUGCGUCUGGCCCAUCACCAAGACACAAUGCCCCAGGUCCUGCAGUCACUCGACUUUCUCCUGGAGCUUUCCCCAGACACCCUAGCCACCAUUGGCGAGCCGCUGAUGGCUGGCCUUGUGCAGCUUGUCCAGACGCACUCCAGCCUGCUUGUUUCGUGCGCCAAGUCCGACACCAUUUUGGCCCUGCUGUCCAAAUCCAGCAUGAACCCGGCCGCGGCUGGAUAUGGCUUCCAAGUGACAACAUUCUUGAUUUCGGAGGGAUCCAGCAGCAUCGUCUCCAGCGACAACUUUUCGGAUUGUGUCGAUCUGCUGAUCGGCUAUUCGGUCGCCUCUGGGGCACUGCUCCUCGCUGGCAGCGGAUCUGGCUCUGGAAAGCUAUCCGAGUCCGAUCGCAAAAGCCCGCGUCCGACAGUACCUGCUCAUGAGCGCGGCAAAAGUCCUCAUGUCCACGCCGCGAUUGAACGAUCGCUCAAGAGUCUGGAGCGCCUCUACAUGCUACAUACCCGAAUCCCCGAGCUGAUCACUCAGACAUCGAUGCGUCCCGAGCGGGCAUGGUUCGAGUACUGGCUGCCGAUUCUGUCUGGCCUUGAGCAGCAAUGCUACCACCCGUCGCGGGAGGUUCGACAGGCCGCUCUGACUUAUUUGCAGCGCGCGCUUCUCUCGCGGGAGCUGCUGCUGGAGGGCUCGAGGCUGGAAUGCUGGAUCAGCUGCCUCGAGAAUGUCCUCUUCCCCCUGUUGGAGGAGUUGCUCAAGCCAGCCGUCUUCAAACUCGACGAGGCUUCGAUGGAUGAGACACGGAUGCGGGCCGUCGGUCUGCUCUGCAAGUUCUUUUUGAACUUCCUGCCCCGAUUGGUGAGCUCGAGGGAGCUUGUGGGCUUGUGGGGACGAAUCCUGGAGUACAUGAAGAGCUACCUGGACGUGGCGUCGAUGCCUGACAAUGUCGGACGCACAGGAAUUCUGUACGAGGGCGUGCUGGAGUCCCUCAAGAAUAUGCUGCUGGUCAUGUCCAUGCAAGGCGUCUUCCAGUUCACCGAGACUGGAAGCCCGACAUCGAAUCUCUGGAGCUGCACUUGGGAGCAUCUCGAUCCCUUCUUACCCGGUCUGAGGGACGAGCUGUUUCCUCCAGGCGGCGAACCGCCCGCGCUGAACCCCUUACACCCCGUUCUCCCGCACUCUCCCACGGACGAGCAUCCACACGACUUGCUCGCCCCCGAAGCGCCGCUCUCUGUCGAGGUCCAAGUCGAUGCUGGGAGCCAUGACAAUCAAGUUCUGGUGUAGACAGCCUCCAAGCCAGCCAACAGCCCGAAAUGACCGCGCGGUGCCAGUGCAAGCAGCCGUGGCCACGGCUCCGACAGUCGCCCACAAAGCCCCUUGUGCGUAUAACACAACCGAUGAAGAGAUGGUACAAUA